Mesorhabditis spiculigera is the source of this 2637-nucleotide messenger RNA. The record is from the annotation of a GenBank genome assembly. Lineage: Eukaryota; Metazoa; Nematoda; Chromadorea; Rhabditida; Rhabditidae.
AUGGUACUGGACGAUGAUCCGGACAUCGACGACGCAUGGCGGCACACGGCCAACAUGCUCCAGGCCCGCCAACAAAUCACUAACAACGCCAUCACCAAGCGGCGGGAACAACUCACCCGCUGGGGCACCUCCGAAAUGAAUGGGGCCAGCACGAGCCGGCGGUCGGCGCGCGUUCAAUUCCAUGACGAAGAUGUUUUCCUUUCCGCGUGCAUGUCUGGCGACGAGGAUGAGGUCGACGAGCUUCUCGGCAAGGGCGCCAAUAUCAACACGGCUACUAUUGACGGGUUGACCGCGUUGCAUCAGAGCGUCAUCGACAGCAAGCCGGAGAUGGUCCGCUUUUUAUGCGACAAGGGUGCCGAUGUGAAUGCUCAGGAUAAUGAAGGCUGGACCCCACUCCACGCAGCCGCCUGUUGCGGCAAAGUAGAAAUUGUCGAGUAUCUAUGCAAACGGGGAGCCGAUUUGACGAUUAUUAACAGCGACAAAGAGCUGGCGCUCGACCUCGCCGAGGAUGAGGCGUGUCGGGAAUUUCUAGACAAUGAGUAUCGAUUAAAGGGUGUUGAUCCGGGAAAAUGCCGUGAGCGCGAGCUGACGACAAUGAUGUCUGAUGUGGAGGGGUGGCUGAGAAGUGGCCACAUCGACGAGAAGCCCCAUCCGAGGACGGGCGCAACCGCGCUUCACGUUGCCGCGGCCAAGGGCUACACCCAAGUCAUUCAUCUGCUGCUUCAAGCCGGCGCCAACAUCCACGCCCUGGAUAAGGACGGUUGGACCCCACUUCACGCUGCUGCUCAUUGGGGCGAACGCGAGUCGUGUAAGGUCUUGAUCGAAAACGGCGCCUCGCUCACCGAGCCACCAUCAACCCCGCAAGCCCCUUCUGUACUUGCCGUAGCUGACAAGGAGCUCGUGGAAUACCUUGAAGAACUGGACAAGACGGUCAUCAAGAAGAAGCCGAGCGUCGCCCCGGCUCGGCCGCUCCGCGAGAAGAACAGCGAGGCAUCCCCGGUCGACACUACGCAACACACCCAUCCACGCCAUUUCCACUCCGCCGAUCAGAAGCACGCCCUGGUCAUCAAGGACGAGCGUGAAGAAAACGCGACGCUGCACUCGGAGCCCAAGCAACCCAGGCUUACUGGCAAAGAUGCUUCUGAUGAGGGAUCCGCGGAAUCGGAUAGAUCGACGGCAACGGUUUCUUCUGUCGAGGAAAAGCCGUUGCGAAAUGGUACCACGCCACCCGUUCGGUCGUUCCGGGAUUCUGGCUCCUCCGCCCGCGAGAUCAGCGCCGAGUUCAAAGCAACGGCCUCCGUAUUUUCUGAGGAGAAGGAACCUGCUGCCCCCUCGAUCUCGGCCACCGUCCCCCUUCGCCCCGCCGCCACCUCUUGGAUCAACCGAAACUUGCCGCUGUCGAGCUCACGUCCGCUGCCCGGCCAAACAGAAAUCAUGCGAAGCGCCUCGACGACGUCCGCGCUGCCGUGGGUGCGGUCUGGUGUGGGGAUCGGUGGUCCGGGCCCCGCGCCGAACUCGCUCAACACCUCCGCCUCUACCAGUGCCUUUUCAACGUUUUUGCAAAAGGAUCGUGUAUCCGCCUUCCGGCCGCUCACAAAAUUGCCGCAAGAUCAGGAAUCGGCAAAUAGCGCACCGAACCUGCUCCCCGCGCAAUCCUCGCCUCGGUUCCCCCCGGUUCGGAACCAUUCCCUGGCCGCCCCCGCGCUGAGACCCUGGCAAGCGCCCGCCCCCACUCAAGAAAGUGAAGCCGAACGCCGGAAAGAGGCGAGAAUGCAGCGUCAGUACAGGAGAUCCACCCAAGGUGUCACGAAAGAGCAGCUCGAGGAAGCCUCCAAAGUGGCCCAAGAAGAACAGGAGAAACGACGACGCGAAGAAGAGCUCGCCCAGACGACGUCGGCCACCCCGCCUACAUCGGCCGUGUCUGCCCGACGCCGUAGCGGUCAAUUCCCCGGCCAACAUACUGCCAACCGAGCGGUCCGACGCGGCACGGGCCCUGUCGUUUCUGAAGACGUACAUGCGGCGGUGUCGUUGAGAUGUGUAGCUCCGGCCCAAGCACAACCUGGCGGUGCCACCCAACUACCAACCGCCGCUUAUACACCGAUGUCUGGCGUGUCGUUCCAGUCUGGGGCGUCCUCUGGGUUCCCGUUGAUAAGGACGCAGCUGUCGCAGACCAACUCCAAGGAGAAGAGCCACUCCCAGCCGCCUGUCUCGUCGGUGCCCGAGGCGACGGUGAUGACCACGACGAGCACGCCGUCGGCGACCACCACGUCCGCGUCUGUAGGGUUCAAGGGGACGGCGAAUGGAACGAACCCGCCGGCCACGUUCACCACCUCCAACUAUCGGCAGCUGUACGAGCAGCAAAAGAUGGAGAACGACCGGUUGCGGAAGGAGCUCGAGGAGUACAGGAGAUCAGUGCUGAAUGGCGCCUCAAAUCGACGGCCCACGACGACGCCCACCUCGCAGGGCUCAACGGCUCGGUCCAGCUCGGGGCUGGACACCGACGAGCGGCGGAAUAUGGAAAAACGGAUAAACGACCUGGAGUACGAGCUGAAGAAUUUCGGCCAGCUUCGGGUGGAGAACCAGCGGCUCAAGGAGGAGAACGGGGCUCUGGUCCGCGUUAUCUCCAAGAUGACAAUU